AUGUCACGGAAUGAUGAUAGUGGCGGUGUGGGUGCUCUUGUACGACACACGGCUGGAAUGGCCGAAUUGGCUAUUAAUGCAGGACAUCCAGAUCGUAAACACAAUGAAUAUUUACCAUAUCCAGAUAAUAAUUUUCAAGAUCGUUGCACUAUUCAAUAUCAAUAUGAUAAAAAAUUCACAAUUUCACAUGUAUACGAUCGAAAUGGUCGUACAUUUGUACCAAGUGAAGAGGUUAAAGUCAUAUCUUUAAGCGCUGAACGAACAUAUGCAGGAUUUACCGAAUUUCUUAAUCCUUAUUUAUAUUGUGUUGUAACUAGACAUGGACCAUUUGAAUGGACAAUAUUUAAACGUUAUCGACAUUUUAAUGAUUUACAUAAAAGUUUAGUACAUUUUGUUGAAACGGAAACAAAACGAUCAAUUAGUGAUUUAGACAAAGCUCAAGAAGAAGAUACAGAAAGACCGUGUUUUCCAACAAGAAACGAUCGUUUAGCAUUUAUCAAUGAUAAUAUCAUAAAGGAACGAUGUCAAAUUUUAAUGGAAUAUUUGAAUAAAGUUUUAAAACAUCCAAAAUUUCGUAAUCAUCCUCAAGUGCGUGAAUUUUUUGAAGUGAGUUGUGUCUCAUUUGUUCGUGGUCUAAGUAUUAGUUUGAAAGAAAGUUAUUUAUCAAAACGAUCACAUGAUGAUUAUCGUGGUCAUAACAUAUUUUUUCGUAUACCAUUUUUUUGCGAUAAAUGUAAAUUUCAUCAUGGACACAAAUGGUUUAUUAUUAAAGAUACGUUUAUAACCUAUAUGAGACCAGAUACAUAUGAAAUACGUUUUCCAAUGUUAGUUGAUCGAGCAUUCGAAGUUCAAACGGGUUUUCGUCACGCUGGCACACAUAAUGGGAUAAAAUUAACAAAUUUACAACGAACAUUAGUUGUUAAAUGUAAAAAUUCACGUGAUCGAGAUGAAUGGGAAGAACAAUUACAAAAAUUAAAAGAUAAUUCAUUGAGUUUUUGUAAUACAACAGCUAGUCGAUUUAAUUCAUUUGCACCCGUUAGAGAAAAACAAUUAGGUUAUUGGUUUGUUAAUGCCAAAGCAUAUAUGGAAUCCAUAGCAAAAGCAAUAUUGGUUGCUAAGGAAGAAAUAUUUAUUACAGAUUGGUGGUUAUCACCUGAAAUAAUGUUAGUACGACCGACAGAUGAUGAAACAUUUCGAUUAGAUAAUUUACUUGGAAAAAAAGCAGAUGAGGGUGUAAGAGUUUAUGUUUUAAUAUUCAAAGAAUUAUCGUAUGCAAUGGGUUUAAAUAGUUUACAUACAAAACGUGCACUUAUUUCCAAGAAUAAAAAUAAUAUCAAAGUUAUUCGACAUCCUGAUCAUUAUCCAUCUACUGGCGUAUUUUUAUGGUCACAUCAUGAGAAAAUGGUUAUUAUUGAUCAAAAAAUUGCAUUCAUUGGUGGUAUUGAUCUUUGUUUUGGCCGUUGGGACGAUGAUUUUAUGAGGUUGGUGGAUUUGGGUCCAGAUAAUGAAACAACAUUGAAAAUGCCAGAAGAAAUUGAAGCCGAAAAACAAGCAUCGGGCAAAGAAACUGUUGAAGCGGCAAGAAUGGUUACAACAGAGAUGGCGGAAAAAGCAGGAGAAAAACAAUCGACGGGUACAGACGAGAUGCGCAGUAUUGGUGGGAAAAAUACAAGUGAACCAGUGGCUCGUGGUGGAGUUACAGCAGGCGGAGGAAUGAAGGCAGCUAAAAAAUGGAUCGAAUCUAAAUUAUCAGGAUCAAGUGAACAUGAUGAUAGUGAUGCGGAAGAGGGUAACAUUUCUAGUGACAGUAAGAACGAUCAUAAUAAAACAAAUGAAGUAUCUAAAGCUGAAGCAAAAUCACUUCCCAAAACAACACCACAUAACGCUAUUAAUAUCACUAACAAUAAAGAACCAAUAAGUUUUCGUCGUUAUUAUUCAGUCGAAAAUCGACAUCAUGAAGAAUUGCCUAUAGUACAUACAUUGACAGAAGAGAAACAUAACGAUGCCGAGGUUGAUAACCAUUUUCUAACAUCAAUCCAUAACGUAGUACCUAAACGUACAAGCAAUUUUUCGCAUGGGUUCCAUCGCCAUCGUGCAAUUUACAACGAUCCUCAAACAACUGAGCAAAAAAUAAUUGAUGAUGAAGAAGCUGUUCGUCGACCACGUGCAGUAAAAAAACGAUGGCAUAGAUUAACAAAGAUGGUUAAAAAACGUGAUUCAGAUGAAGAAGAUUCUGAAGAAGAAAAACCCAUAUCAUACAUUGGUCCAGCACCUGUAAUGGACACAAAACAUCGAUUUUUUGUUGGAAAAGAUUAUUCAAAUCCGUAUGAGAAAGAUUUUGAAUUUUUAGAUAAAUUUACUGAAGAUUUUAUUGAUCGUAAAAAAGUACCAAGAAUGCCAUGGCAUGACGAAGCUCUUGUCAUAUUUGGAGAAUCAGCACGAGAUGCUGCUCGACAUUUUAUUCAACGUUGGAAUAUUCAUAAAUGUGACAAAUUUUUAUACAAUGAUGCUUAUCCAUUUUUAUUACCUAAAACAUAUGAUGAUAAAGAUGAAUUAACUGUAAAAGAUUGGAAAAGUUUUUUAGAUUCAAAACCAUUUCAAAUUGAUGCACAAUUGGUACGUUCUGUCGGUCCUUGGUCAUGUGGAACAAAAACAAUUGAAUUUUCUAUUCAAAAUGCCUAUAUUCAACUGAUCGAUGCAGCAAAACAUCUUAUUUAUAUUGAAAAUCAAUUUUUUAUAACAAUUGCCGAAGAUCCUAAUAUACGAAAUCAAGUAGCCGAUGCAUUAUAUAGAAGAAUCCUUCGAGCACAUACAUCUCGUGAAAAAUUUCGUGUGUAUAUUGUUUUACCCCUAUUGCCCGGAUUUGAUAAUGUCAAAGCUGUCCAAGCUGUUUUAUAUUUUAUUAUGCGCUCAAUAACAAAAGGAGAUGGAGUACCGCCCCACGAUUAUGUUAGCUUUUUUGGCAUGCGUGCACAUGAUGUUUUAAUGGGUCAAUUGGUAACAGAAAUUAUUUAUGUUCAUUCAAAGUUAAUGAUAGUUGAUGAUAAAGUGUUAAUUUGUGGUAGUGCUAAUAUUAAUGAUCGUUCACUACUUGGACAUCGAGACAGUGAAGUAGGCGUUGUUAUUAAUGAUUGCGAAGAAGAAGACGCAAUAUUGAAUGAACAACCAGUUAAAGUUGGAAAAUUUUGCUCUAGUUGGAGAAGAAAACUAUUCAAAAUGAUGUUAGGUAUUCAAUAUGAUAAUCCUGAAAAUAUUGAUGUUACCGAUCCCGUAUCAGAUAAAUUUUAUAAUUAUUUUAAAGAAACAGCGCAUAAAAAUGCUCUUAUUUAUGAAGAAGUAUUUGCUACAUUACCAAGUGAUCGAGUUCGAAAAUUUGAUCAAGUAGAACCAUAUAUUCAACCACCAAAAAUGAAAGAUACGAAUCCACAUAAAGCUCAAGAAAGACUGAAAGAUAUUAAAGGUCUGAUUGUCGAAUAUCCUUUAUACUUUUUAAACGAUGAAAACUAUUUACCAGGACUUAUAACUCCCGAAGGUUUAGUACCAAAUGUUAUGUGGACGUAA
This is a messenger RNA of Didymodactylos carnosus, 3561 nucleotides long. The record is from the annotation of a GenBank genome assembly. Lineage: Eukaryota; Metazoa; Rotifera; Eurotatoria; Philodinida; Philodinidae.